Scheffersomyces coipomensis is the source of this 2148-nucleotide messenger RNA. It is a transcript of the gene SWI6, whose product is annotated as transcriptional regulator. The transcript has a single exon. Gene Ontology annotation, cellular component: MBF transcription complex; SBF transcription complex. Bases 1 to 2148 code for a protein of 715 amino acids. NCBI's taxonomy places the organism in Eukaryota, Fungi, Ascomycota, Pichiomycetes, Serinales, Debaryomycetaceae. Gene Ontology annotation, molecular function: DNA binding; protein binding; transcription coactivator activity. The record is from RefSeq and is a predicted model, not a curated record.
AUGGAAUCUCCUUUGAACAUAGGAGAUUUGACCACCAACUCCAUACUGAAUCGAUUACAUGAUACUCAUAUAAGAACAUCAAGUAUAUCAAGUGUUAGUUCAGCAGUUUAUGCGGGUCAAAAAUUCAUUCAACUCGCGUUAACUUUACAACAUAAUGGUAAACCAGAUGAUACCAUUAUUAUCUUAAGACGAGUGCAAGAUUCAUUUGUUAAUAUCACUCAAUUACUUGCUAUCUUACAGAAACUAAAUCAUUUCACCAGUGAUCAAAUCACAAAGUUUCUUAAUAAUGAAGUCAUCACUAAUAUAGAGUAUCAUGGAAAUUCUCAAUAUUUGGAUUUUAGUAAGCAUAAUAAUCACGCUUUAAGAGGAUUAUGGAUACCUUAUGAUAAGGCCGUCAGUUUAGCAUUAAGAUUUGAUGUUUAUGAAUUCACUAAGAAGUUAUUUUUAGUUGAUGUUCAUGAAUUUGAUGAAUUACCAAAACAAACAAAAAGAUUUUACUCUGCUGAUGACGAUGAAGAUGGUGAAAAUGUGGAUGCCAGUCUUAUGGGAUCACCUACUAAGAAACAAAAGUUGGCAGUGAAGGAAGAUAGUACUGUUAAGACCACAAACAAAAAGAUUAAUCGAUCUUUGGUGGAUAAAUUCGUAUCUCUGAAUAGUAAUUAUCCAUUCACUUUACCAACCAUUACUAAUAAUGAUAGUAAUGUUCAAAUUGCUAAUGAAUUAAAAUCUAAACUUGGUGAAGUAUUCAAAUUAGAUUCCGAAGAAGAAAACAACGUUGGAUUCGUUGAACUUAAAACAAUCUUUCAACCUAUUCUUGAUAAAUAUUCUUCAACCUCAAUCACCGAUAUUCCCUUAGAUCAAAAUGGUCAAACUGCUUUACAUUUCGCAGCAUCUUUAGCCUCCCUGAAUUUAAUAUCUUCAUUUAUUGAAUUAGGAUUAAAUUCUCCCAUUAGAGGUAAUAUUCGUGGAGAAUCACCUUUAAUAUCCGCUAUUCAAGUUACCAAUUCAAUGGAAAAGGGAAAUUUUAGUGAAUUAUUAACUAAUUGGUUAUUCCCCAAUUUAGAAUUAUUUGAUAACAAGAAAUGGUCAUUUUUACAUCAUUUAGCAUUUCAAUCUCAAAAGAAAUUUGAUAGUUCGAAAUUUUAUCUUAUUAAGAUUAUUGAAUAUAUCAUUACUAAAGAUAAAUUAUUUCAUGAAUUGAUUUCAAAUAUUAUAAACACUCAAGAUCAAGAAAAUGGUGAUACUUGUUUACAUUUAGCAGUUGAAAGUGAAUCAAGUUGGUUUAUAAAGAUCUUUUUGGAACUUGGGGCUGAUAUUACUAUUGCUAAUAAACGAGGUAUUAAACCUUCUGAUUUAGAUAUUGUUAAACAUGCCGCUGAAGAUCAAGAAGAAACGAAUGAUCAUAUUUUUGAAUUGAUUCAAACUAGUGUUGAAUUUUUAAAUAAAAGACUUCAAAUUAAUGGAAAUAUACUGGAUUUAGAAGAACCUAAUGUUAUAACGUCAACUGUUGCUGCUCCUGCUACUUCUAAAGAUACAGCUGAUAGUAAUAGUUCUAGUAAGAUAUUCCAAAGUAUUCAACAAUUGUUAACUAAUACCAAUGUCGAAUAUGAUUCCAUACUUUCAUCUAAGAAGCAACAAAUAAAGAGUUUAAAUGAUGCUUUACAUAAUACAACCAUAGUAACUGCCAAUAAUAGAUUUCUUACUAAGAAAGUGGUUGAAAAAUUAGUUCAACUUGAUAAUUUGAAAUUAAAAAUGGCUAAUAUCAAUGAUAGAUUACUGUUAAUUAAAUCGGAAGGAAGUAGUGUGGUUGAAGAAGGUGAUGAAGAUGAUCAUAAACAAUUUGAUGCUGAUGAACCAUUCAUUAUAAGACCUAUCUAUGAUAGAUUAAUUAAAAAGGAAUCAGUUGAAGAUCUUAAAUCAAAUGAAGAACUUUUAAGUCUGUUACAACCUGUUCCUAUUUUAAAAGCCAGAAUAAAAGCUUAUAAACAUAUUAAUGCCAAAUUAGAACUGGAUUUAAAAGAAUUAAUGGAUUAUAGUGAAUUGGCAGCUAAAUUUAAGAAGGUGGUUAGUAUUUGUACUGGAGUUGAUAUUAAUGAAGUUGAUGAAUUACUUGAUGGAUUAUUAGAAGCGGUUGAAGGUCAACAAUAA